This is a messenger RNA of Cheilinus undulatus (humphead wrasse), 1706 nucleotides long. RefSeq names its product transmembrane 6 superfamily member 1-like. The record is from RefSeq and is a predicted model, not a curated record. The transcript is spliced from 10 exons. Gene Ontology annotation, cellular component: lysosomal membrane. The coding region runs from base 185 to 1294 and encodes 369 amino acids. Lineage: Eukaryota; Metazoa; Chordata; Actinopteri; Labriformes; Labridae.
GACGGAGCAUGCAUACAGCGGCGGAAGAGCAAGUUUGUACCGUGUUAACAUCAACAGACACACGGUGACUUCUCUCCUCUGUCGUGUUAAUAUCACUAACAGCUUCAACAUGGGAGUUUCUGCGCUUGAAUUAUUUUAACCUUACAUUUCCUGGCCAAAGCAAACCGCUCCAACCUCCACCACGAUGAACGCGUCUGCAGGGACGGGGGUGUUUGUGCUCUCCUUGAUGUCCAUACCAAUCUGCUAUUUAUUCAAUUCUCUCAUUUACAGCGACAGUGCGGAAGUUUUCCUCUUUGCUGGUUGCACAGCAGUCUUCAUUCUUCUCAUCUCUGCUCGUUUUAUACUCAAGAAGAAGGCUCCAGUAGAUCCUCUUUUUUAUGUGUAUGCAGUGCAUGCGUUCCUCAGUGUGGUGAACCUGAUCAUUGGGUUGGAGCAGGACAACAUUAUUGAUGGAUUUGUGACAUUUUACCUCAAAGAGGCAGAUCCACACAUUAACACAGCACAUGGUCACAUGAUCUCAUUCUGGGACGGCUGUGUCCACUAUCUUAUGUAUCUGCUCAUGAUUGCCGCUAUCACAUGGGGGGACAGUUACAGAGCCAUUGGACUCUACUGGGUGGGAUCUUUUCUCAUGCGUGCCAUAGUCUACAUUCUUGGAAAUGCUGUGGGAAAAUAUGGGACCCAUGUCAGUCCUCUCUUCUUCCUCCACAUGUUGUAUAUCUCUGUGUCUGUGUGGGCCUGCUUUCGAAUUUUCAGCCAGCCCUCUAUGAGCGACAUUCAGCUGACAAGCAUACAGGAGACCGAACGAAACAGUUUAAUUUACAGACCUCUGGACUUACUGUUCAUCAUCUACCUCAUUCCUGCUUUUGCUUUUUGUGUCUUCAGAGGCCUGAUUGUUUUGGACUGUUCCAGCGAAUGGUGUCAAGACUACACACAACUAUAUGAGCCCUACCUGAAAGACCCGUCAGCCUAUCCUAGAGUACAGAUGCUGGUGAACAUGUUUUACUCUGGACCUUAUUACAUCAUCACUCUGUAUGGGCUGAUGGUUCCAGGAUGUGAAUGGAUGCCUGAUCUGACACUGGUACACUCAGGAGCAUUAGCACAGGCACAGUUCUCUCAUAUUGGAGCGUCUCUUCACACACGGACGCCGUUCUCCUACAGAGUACCCGCUGAUAGCCAGCCAGUCUUCUUGCUGGUCAAUGUUCUGUAUGCUCUGGUGCCUCAGGCUUUGUGCUACCGCUGCUGCACUAGACCUGCCUUCUUUCUCAGGCCAAAAACAGACAAAAAGACUGAAUGACUCAGAGUGCCGGGGAUGCUGACAGUGCUUGAAUAAAAAGCUGAAGUUCACACAAAUCACUGCUCUACCUUUGCAACAGCUCAGCUCAACAGUUUCUGUUUUUGGGAACGAUUCUGGCACCAGUAGACUCCAUGAAAACAAUGGUGAUUUAAUGGAGACAUAGCAAAACCCUUCAUUUCCAGAAGUUAUAUCAUCUAGUAUUAUUAAUGUUUUACUGCUUACUGAAAAUGUGAAAAAUAUAAAGUAAAAAGCAAAUAAGCACAUAAGUCACACAUAGCAUCACAGUUAUACUUUAGGACUGUAUGGCAUUCAAGCACUUAAUAACACUUCUUUUACUUAAGUUUUUUUUAUAUAUAUAUAUAUAUAUUUUUACUAUUAUUAACACAGCUUUCUUGUCAACAGUAAGGUUUCU